GCUGGGGAUCUGUAGACAGGAUGCAAGGCCCGUAGCUCCCCGCUCGGGGGAAACCCGGCUGCUGGGGAGGAGGAGGGAAACAAGGUUAAAACCGAAAUUUUAGACCCGGAGGGUGGAAGAGAACAUUUCUCCCGAAGUGGGAGCGAAGUCCUACCCGCGGCCCGGAUCACUCUCUUUUCACUUCUCCAGCUCUUUGGUCGCCAGCCCCGGGCUCUCCACCACUCGGCUCUAGCUGCUGGCGGCGCCGCCUGCGGCGCGGGGAAGGACAAACCAACCGGCAGCUCCAGCAGACUUGGGCCUUUCCCCGCCUCCUGGCAAUCGGGGUUUCCUCCCCAGCGCAAUUUCAGGGGUCGAAGUCGUCUGGGCCAGCGCUUUUCGUUGAUCGCAUCUUGGGCCUCCCUACUUCGCCGGGUUAGGGCUGGGAGUUCAGGCUCUGGCCUGGCUCUUGCGGAAGGAGAGUCCAUUCAGACCUCCACACCUGGCUCCACCGGCCCAGCCCCAAAUAGACCCAGUUCCUUGCCUCAGACUUCCCUAGGGGCCAGAAGAGCAGACACUGUGCAAGCUGGGCCCAGAAGAGACCUUUAGAAGCCGAGGAGGUGGGGAGCAUGAAUAAAGCUUCUCUGCUUGGAAAGCAAGAGAAGCUGCCCAGUGCCUCUGCUUCGAACUCUUCUUCCCAGGUUAAACCCUCUCAGCCUGUCAGUUUGGACAGGGGAGGGUUUGGAUUGGGCCUGUCCUGCACUCAGAGACUUUGAGGGUGCCCAUGCACCCCACUCACCAUCUCCCAGGACCCAAGAGGGCCCCAGCCAAUGUGGAAGAGGUGGUGGAGGGGCAGAGGUUGCUGUGCGAUUUGCCCUGGCCUAAACCUUCGGCUUAAGGAUUGAGAGAUCGCCAGGAUUAGAGGCCAGGAACUUCACGGUAUCUCUGGAGAGGAGUCUGUGUGGAGGGUGACUUUUAAUGGUCAUCUUACCCCUUUUCCUGGGGCCUAGUGGAGUGGCUCCUUUUAAGAAACAGUUUGGGGGGAGCUUUUGGAGGGCUUGGCUGAAGUAGCCACCACGGCCUUAGUCUUCAAACACAGUAUGAGCCUUUCUGGAAAAAGAGCAGAGGCGACAGGAAGCGGGAGACGUAAAGAGGAAGAUCUAUCCAGGCCAGCAGCCGGUCCUGGGCCUGUGGCUGGCUUGGGCUCCGUGGGCGGGCCUGGGUUCUGGGCACCCUGGAUAUGGGCCUUUUGGGGUGGAAGAAGCGCACCGCACACCCUGGCGGCGCCCUCCGCGUUUAGGGCAAGCCGGAGACACGGAGGGAGCUCCGGGUGCCCAUUCCCCCGCGGCGGCGGCGGCGGGGUCGCAGGCUGACGCAGGCGCUGCGGUCUCGCGCCUCCCUCCCUCCGCAGACCAUGCCGUCCAUCAGCAGUGAUCGCGCUGCGCUGUGCGCCGGCUGCGGGGGCAAGAUCUCGGACCGCUACUACCUGCUGGCGGUGGACAAGCAGUGGCACAUGCGCUGCCUCAAGUGCUGCGAGUGCAAGCUCAACCUGGAGUCGGAGCUCACCUGUUUCAGCAAAGAUGGAAGCAUCUACUGCAAAGAAGACUACUACAGGCGGUUCUCUGUGCAGCGCUGCGCCCGCUGCCACCUGGGCAUCUCGGCCUCGGAGAUGGUGAUGCGAGCUCGGGACUUGGUUUAUCACCUCAACUGCUUCACGUGCACCACGUGUAACAAGAUGCUGACCACAGGUGACCACUUCGGCAUGAAGGACAGCCUGGUCUACUGCCGCUUGCACUUCGAGGCGCUGCUGCAGGGCGAGUACCCCGCGCACUUCAACCACGCGGACGUGGCGGCCGCGGCGGCGGCAGCUGCCGCUGCCAAGAGCGCGGGGCUGGGCGCAGCCGGGGCCAACCCUCUGGGUCUUCCCUACUACAAUGGUGUGGGCACAGUGCAGAAGGGGCGGCCGAGGAAGCGCAAGAGCCCCGGCCCCGGGGCGGAUCUGGCGGCCUACAACGCUGCGCUGAGCUGCAACGAGAACGAUGCGGAGCACCUAGACCGCGACCAGCCCUACCCGAGCAGCCAGAAGACGAAGCGCAUGCGCACCUCCUUCAAGCACCACCAGCUUCGGACCAUGAAGUCUUACUUUGCCAUUAACCACAACCCUGACGCCAAGGACUUGAAGCAGCUCGCACAAAAGACGGGCCUCACCAAGCGGGUCCUCCAGAUUCCCAGCGCCUCGGAUCCAGUAAAGCAGAGAAGGCACUUGUGGAAGAUGGUGUCAUUGUUUACAAACCACUGUUAGGGGCAACGCCAGAGAAAUAGCAAACAGCCAGUAACUAACUGGUUCCAGCCCUUCCCAAGGGCUUGGAGCCCCGGACCGAUGGGCCAUGAGCUGCCCCCGGGGCUGCUUGUUCCAGCUACUGCUCAGAGAGUCGGAUGCACAGGGCACUCACGGAGCCACACACACUCAGGACAGGACGGUGGCAAGAGGUGACACCAAGACUCUGGCAUUUCUCAUCCCCAGUCUUCAAAGACACUUCGGGGAAGUCGCCUCCGUUCUCUGAGGGCCUCUUGGCGCUUCCUCCAUCAUUUUCUCCAUCAGUCAUUCUCUGGGCCAGAGAGACACGGAGUCUCACCCCUGCAGAUUUCUGCAGGAGGGGCAGGGAAGGAGCCCCCACCCCCAAAAAGUGCCUGUUGAGGCUGGCCUUAGAGCGCUGGACUUAUUUGUGAGCUCCUGGAAGAGGUGAUGGGCUUGCUUUGGGCAGAAGGCCAGGGAAAAUGUGCUUUCUUUCUGGAAAGACCCAGCGUGCUGGGGAGAGAGCUUUGUUUCCUGACUUGACAGGGUCCGUGUCUCCUUUACAACAGAAUUCUUGAGGCUGUGCUUCUUAAUUGAGCCCACGUGGUAUCAGGCCACCAAAUAGUGGGUUUGAGGCCACAGGCCUCUGAAGCUGGGGUGGUCCCUAGGGGAGGGUGGGGCCUGGCGUCGGCCCUUCCCAUCCCUGUCUGAGACACUGGGAAGACAGCAGAUGCAGGCACAUCUGGAAAUAUGCAGCUGGACACCCCAGAAUCUGUAAAAUUCCCCAAGGCCCUUUGUUUUACAGGGAGCCUUUUGGAGGGUGUUUUCCUCACGCAAAGGGAAGUGAAAAGGCCCUGCCCUUUGGGAGACAUAACUUCCCACCCUGUCCCCCUUCCCCCUAGGUUUUCUGGGCUUCUCCCGAAGUACUUUGAGUAUCUCAGGGUACAGCUGGAUCUCUGUGCAGUUCGACGGGUGGACGUCCUAGUUGGGAGAGGGCGCUGUGUAGGCGAGGUUUGAUGCUUGUCUUCAUGUGUACAGGCUUGUGGGCAGCGUUGUGGGUGUGGGUGUGGAUGUGUGUGUGUGUGUCUGCGCCCAAGGGAAAAUGAAAGCAAACCCUUAUUCUCUUUCUUUGGCAUUCCUUUCAUACCAAGCUCAGUAACGUGGCCCACCCCCCCACCUCCCUCAUAAAUGGUACUGGGACGUGGCAGGUUGGGAGAGGGAAUCUGCGGCUCACAACCUCCUGGGCCUUUCUUUAAUCGGGCAGCUGUUCCCCCUCUGCCCACUCUGCCCUGAGACCUGAAACCCAGUGGUCCAGGAUGCCAGCGGCUUCUCCAACGGAUGGUGGUGGGGAUUAAGAUCCCCGUCUUUCUCUUCCUCUUAGUAACUCUUUGUUGACUGAGUCCUGUGUGUUCUU
Vicugna pacos (alpaca) is the source of this 3686-nucleotide messenger RNA. NCBI's taxonomy places the organism in Eukaryota, Metazoa, Chordata, Mammalia, Artiodactyla, Camelidae. The record is from RefSeq and is a predicted model, not a curated record.